This is a messenger RNA of Oncorhynchus keta (chum salmon), 4550 nucleotides long. Its product is annotated as calcium-binding protein 7-like. Lineage: Eukaryota; Metazoa; Chordata; Actinopteri; Salmoniformes; Salmonidae. Gene Ontology annotation, molecular function: calcium ion binding. The transcript is spliced from 6 exons. The record is from RefSeq and is a predicted model, not a curated record. The coding region runs from base 614 to 1261 and encodes 215 amino acids.
UGCACACACAGUUGAGUCAGGGUACGGAGUGUGUGUGGACGGGUGUGUGAGAGAGCUGAUUAUACACAGGGUCCAGGGCUGCGGUUCACAAGAGUCCCUUACCUGUGCGGAACAAAUAGUGAAUUGGAGAUGAAAAGGCGCCCCCGUGCCAAUGACCAAAAUAAGGGCGAGCGAGGGCUUAUGCUGAACGCAUAGGCUAUUUUAGUGAAUGUUCUAACGAUUCCUGAGACAGUUUUGAGUGAAGGUCAAUUUGGACUCUUAAUUCCUACUCUGUCAGUCUUUAAUUUGUAUUUUUCACCUGGAUUUGUAUCACUGUGUGAUUUGUAUCACUGAGUGCUCAAUGGAAGAAGAAAAUAACUUGCAUCCAAGAGAUCCAACAAGUGGCUGAAUUAAUAUUAUUUAUCUGCAUGAACGACUGGACAAAAACAACGGAUUAAGCAUCGUUGAAUUGUCUCAUUGUCUUUGUCUGCCUCUCUUCUACCGCACGGUUCCUUCCUAUCCAUGGACCUGACCCCCGCACCCUCUUUGAAAGUAAAGUUGUGAACGACUCUCUGAAGAACCACUCAUAUGAAGACCAGGUCACAGGUGGCAGCCCCAGACCGUCACCGCAGCCAUGCCUAUCAUGCAUCCAAUCACCUCCAAUUUGAUGUACCGGGGCAUCUGCACUAUCCCGGACAUGCUCGCCUACCGAGCCCCGGUCAACCUGCCCGAGGACGAGGUUGAAGAGAUCCGCGAGGCGUUCAAGGUGUUUGACCGUGAUGGGAAUGGCUUUAUUUCCAAGCAGGAGCUAGGCAUGGCCAUGAGAUCCCUGGGAUACAUGCCCAACGAGGUGGAGCUGGAGGUCAUCAUACAGAGACUGGACAUGGACGGUGAUGGUCAGGUGGAUUUCGAGGAGUUUGUCACUCUCCUCGGACCCAAGCUGACAGCAGCCGGAAUGCCUGACAAGUUCCACGGAACCGACUUUGACUCCGUGUUCUGGAAGACUGACAUGCAGAAGCUGACGGUGGAGGAGCUGAAGAGGCUGCUGUACGAUACGUUCUGCGACCACCUGACCAUGAAGGACAUCGAGAAUAUCAUCAAGACCGAGGAGAGCCAUAUAGAGAACGCAGGGGCCUGCCAGGUGGAUAUAGACACUAGUCCAACGCAGCAAGUCAAGCAGACGUGUGUACGCAAGAGCCUGAUAUGUGCUUUCGCCAUUGCUUUCAUCAUCAGUGUCAUGCUUAUCGCAGCCAAUCAGGUGCUGCGGAGCGGCAUGAAGUAGACGGGGACACCUAUGGCCUCCUGACCCUCUGAAAGAGACUAAUGUAAAACACCUGGACAAAUGACUGAGGAAAAACUUCUAAACCACAACCACAACCACAAACACAACCAUGACCAGAACAACAACAAUGACAAAAACAACAACAGACGAUCAAACCAACAUUAAAAUAAACUGAAAGGAAAAGAAUACAUGGCUCUCAUCCAAUUGACUUCAUGGGCAUAUUUCCCAACUUGCUCCUUAAACUCCUUUCUGAAUGGAACCCAUUGAGCCCCUACUAUGUGGGCCUGGAAGAUGACCAUCAUCUGUGCAUGAAGUGCAUGGAUUUAACCAGUCGUCUCUUGAAACAUUUGUAGAAGUUAUUAUAAGUGUAUAUCCAUAGAACUGUGUAACAAACAUAGGUGUGUUUUAAAUCACGUAUGGCCAACUGUGACUUUCACUUUUGUUAAUGGGGUUUGGGUCGGAGGUCAAGGUGUCAGGUUAAGGACCAAAGUUCAGUGGUCAGGGGAGGGAAUGGAGAAUUUGUUUUUCUGUACUGUGUACCAAAUAAUAUUUAAUGAUAGGAAUACUUCACAGUUCUGCAUGAACAUAAGGGCUGUUUAGUAGACUACAUGCUCGUAUUGUACAAGUAGUUUGUUGAGGAACUGUUCUUAUCGACGUACUGUGGACUAUUAACUUCACUGAGCAUCCCAUGACGAUCAUCAUAGUAUAUCUUACUGCCAAUGAAAAACAGCUCAGAUGUGAUGGAUUGUAUUAGCAUAUCACUGAGAAAUCCUAAAGUAUGUUAUUGAUAUUUGUUAUAUGUGCAUAGCCUAGUGCAGGUAGCUAAGUGGGUAGAGCUUUUUGCCAGUAACCGAACGGGUGAUAAUGCUGAUUAUGCUGAUUAUGCUGAUAAUGGGCCUCUGUACACCUAUGUAGAUAUUCCAUAAAAAAAUCUGCCGUUUCCAGCUACAAUAGUCAUUUACAACAUUAACAACGUCUACACUGUAUUUCUGAUCAAUUUUAUGUUAUUUUAACAGAUGAAAAAUGUGUUUUUCUUUCAAAACAAAAGGACAUUUCUAAGUGACCCCAAACUUUUGAACCGUAGUGUAUAUAAACGCAACAUGCAACAAUCUCAUUGAUUUUACUGAGUUACAGUUCAUAUGAGGAAAUCAGUCAAUUGAAAUAAAUUCAUUAGGCCCUAAUCAAUGGAUUUCACAUGACUGGGAAUAAAGAUAUGCAUCUGUUGGCCACAAAUACCUCAAAGAAAUGGGCCUUAGGAUCUCAUCACGUUUUUUUUGUGCAUUCAAAUUGCCAUCGAUAAAAUGCAAUUGUAUUCGUUGUCCGUAGCUUAUUCCUGCCACAACCAUAACUCCACCGUCACCAAUGCGGCACUGUGUUCACAACGUAGGCAUCAGCAAACCGCUCGCCCACAAGACGUCAUAAAAAAUAUAAGAAAUACACGUGUUCUGCAGUUGUGAGGCCGGUUGGAUGUACUGCCAAAUUCUCUAAAACAAUGUUGGAGGCAGUUUAUGGUAGAUACAUGAACAUUAAAUUCUCUGGCAACAGCUCUGGUGGACAUUCCUGCAAAUUGCACUCUCCAAAUUACAUUCCUGCCAAUUGCAUGCCUCUUUAAAACUUGAGACAUCUGUAGAAUUGUAUUGUGGAUGACAAAACUGCACAUUUUAGAGUGGCCUUUUAUUGUGCACCUGUGUAAUGAUAAUGUUUAGUUAGCUUCUUGAUAUGCCACACCUGUCAUGUGGAUGGAUUAUCUUGGCAAAGGAGAAAUGCUCACUAACUGGGAUGUAAACCAAUUUGUGCACAAUUAUUUUUUUAGUAAGCUUUUUGUGCACAUGGAACAUUUCUGGGAUAUUUUAUUUCAGUUCAUGAAACACGGGACCAACACUUUACAUGUUGCGUUUAUAUUUUUGUACAGUUUACAUCAGCCAAAUCAAGGUGUAGAUUACAACACACAUUCAAGUGUUUGAACUUGUUACAGGGCUGCAUGGGAUUAUUACUGCCAGCAGCAUUCCACACUGAAUACCACUGCUGGCUUGCUUCUGAAGCUAAGCAGGGUUGGUCCUGGUCAGUUCCUGGAUGGGAGACCAGAUGCUGCUGGAAGUGGUUUUGGAGGGCCAAUAGGAGGCACUCUUCCCUCUGGUCUAAAAAAAGAAUCCCAAUGCCCCAGGACACUGCCCUGUGUAGGGUGCUGUCUUUCGGAUGGGACGUUAAACAGGUGUCCUGAUUCUCUGAGGUCAUUAAAGAUCCCAUGGCACUUGUAAGAGUAGGGGUGUUAACCCUGGUGUCCUGGCUAAAUUCCCAAUCUGGCCCUCAAACUAUCACGGUCACCUAAUAAUACCCAGUUUACAGUUGGCUCAUUCAUCCCCCUCCUCUCCCCUGUAAGGUCGUUGUUGCAAAUGAGAACGUGUUCUCAGUCAACUUACCUGGUAAAAUAACAGAUAAAUAAAUUACUAAUGCAAUAGCUUUAAUGCAGGAAGCCGCUUGCUGAUUUGACAGCUCCAAUGCAGUUACAUCUCCGACAUCGCCUAAAUAAAACAAUUAAACAAACUGCUAUGCAGUUGUCAUGGGUUAAGGCAGAAUGGGAUUGAAUCUAGCCCUGGGUUCUGUUGUUGGAUCUCUGAAUGUGGGCAUGAUGACAUGGGUUAUAUUUGUUGGAGAUUUGACUAUUCAGCUGUGAAGUGUAUGAAUCAGAGAUGAGAUCUCAAUGUAACGAAAAUAAUAGGACGAAGCAUUGGAGAGAUACUGUGGAGCAUGAACAAAAUAACAAAAAUAAAAUGCCCUUCUCUAUAAUACUGAAAUAUGUAUUGGAGGCUGAGGAUAUUUAAUUUGUAUUGAAUAUAACUUUUUUUGUGUUUGACAUGAUUGUCAGAACCAGUAUUUGUGUAUUAUGAACAAGCAUACCACCGAGGUGAUGGAAUAAUGAUUACUGUCCUGUCUAAAAACAGUCAGGGCAACAAUUAUCUCACGUGCAUGAGCAUUUUGUUAAAGGCAUCUAGGUUGCAAGAGGACAUAAUACAAUUGCACAUGGUCAAUUUACAUGUACUUUAAACAAAUGUAUUGUAAACAAAUGUAGCACUUUGUAGUACUGCGCAAAACAUACUUGUCUGUGUUUUGAAUAGUUACUGUUUUGUACAUUUUCCUUAUAUCAUCAAAAGAAUGCAAUGAUGAAGAAGAGUAGAUGACCCCACCUAAUUUGUUGUUACAUUUAACUGGUAAAUCUGUUGUUGGUACAUUCAGUUUGUGCGACAGUUGACUACACUGCUUAAUUAAAUGUCUUUAUUUUUUACAUAUU